Molecule: messenger RNA, 1847 nt
Organism: Phalacrocorax carbo (great cormorant)
Lineage: Eukaryota; Metazoa; Chordata; Aves; Suliformes; Phalacrocoracidae
Source: RefSeq, a predicted model, not a curated record
AUGAACCAGUCUGAUUCACCAGCUAGAUGGGCCACGGGCACCCCCGGCGCCCGCCCCUCACCCCUCCGCGGCCGGGGCAAGCGCCUGCCCCCCGGGCGGCGGAGGGCGCUGCCGCCGGCCCUGCUCCGCUCCCUCACAGCCACGGCGGCCGGGCGCGCUCCGCACCCGCACGGCCUCCAGCAGCGCCUCGGCGCCAAACAGCCCGGCCCGGGGCUGUGGAGGGAGGCAGGGGCGGCCGCCGCCGCCGCCACCUCCUCCUCCUCCUCAUCUCCCCCGCCGCUGAGAUUUACCUGGCCGGGGAGCCUGCGCUGCCCGGACCUGCCCCCACCAGCACUGCGCUUCCCGACGCUGCCGGCGACAAGGGUGAAGGGCCACCGAGCCGGAGCCCUCGCCCCUCACCCUCCACCUGGCCAGGCGGCAGCCGCUACACCUCUCCAGCUCCCUCAGAGCCUGGCGCUGGAGGCCGCCAUCUUAGCUCCGGCAGCAAGACCGCCCUCUCCACGCAGCCGCCGUCAAGCCCGGGGCCGUCACGGGACGCGGUCAGCUGAUAUACGGCUUCCCUCCCCCACCUCCCGCUGCCGCGCCGGCACGCGGAGCCGCCUCCCCUUCGUCCUCCCGCCCGUUGCCUCCUCCUCCUCCUCCUCCUCCUCCUCCUCCUCCUCCUCCUCCUCCUCCUCCUCCUCCUCCUCCGCCCUGCCCUGCCGGGAACGGGAGGGGGGCGCGCAGGGUGGCUCCAUGCGCAAAGCCGCUGGGGUGCAAAGUCCCCCCCUCCCUUCCCCGUCACCUCAGGCCUUGGGGGGCGGCGGGCUCGGAGGAGAGGGUGAGGGGGAAGGUUGCGGCUGCGGGGCUGGGUGAGGCGGGUUGGGGCGGGCGGGGGGUUGCCCGGCGCCGCUCGUUUUUGUGCUCUGUUCUCUUUUAACAGAGUUUAGCCUGCUGGUUUAGACUAGAUCAACUAGUUUGGGGCUAGUUGGUAGUUUCCCAAGUGGCCAGCUCCUGGAGUCUUGUGGCUCUGUGAGUUUGUGGAUGUGGACAGCUGCGACACUGCCGGUUUCCCGCUCCUUCAGCAUCCCGGUACUGCAUUUAUGAGGCUUGGUACUGGUUUCAUGCUCAUCACAGAAGUAUGUAGCAAACGAGAGGUCGCCAAAUAACAAUAAUAUUUUGAUGCCUAAUUAUAGAACUCGGCUGGCAGGUGAUAACAGAAAGAUUUUCAAAGGGACAAGGAGGAGGUGCCAAAAUACAGGUUACACAGAGGACCUUCUGGGGAUCAAACCGACAUUACUGGAUCAGUCUUUGUUCUGCUCUUUGUUAUCCCAAAGGUGCAUUAAGACUAUGCUGACAAUUUGCCAGCAGUUCAAAGCUCACAUCAAGUUUUUAGGUAUCUUGACACAUUUUGUCUAAGAAUAAAUGCAGAUAAUAUUGAUAAUUUAUCUUCUCUGGGAGAUUAAUUAAAAAGUAACUUCUGGAUGCUCCCUUUUAAUAAUUCUAUAUUUCCUGAUAGACUCAUUAAAUGGUAACUUGUUUGUUAUCUCAGCUAAUAGCUUGAUAAUAACUGCAGCCUAAGCUAAUUAGCUUCAUGAUACUGUUACCGAAUUUUGUUGAAUUAUUAAUAAGGAGCGUCUUCAACACAGUGAUUCAUGCUGAACUCUAUUCAUAUUCGUAGCAUUCCUUUUGGCUACAAUAAGCCCUUCUCUUCGGACAAUCCUUCCAUUUCAGCAUUGGCAUAUAUGCAGUAAAUACUGCCGUAUUAACUUCCCUGUAUAACUCGGUCCUUUUGGUGUAUCUUGUGAAGAUAAUCUACAGAUUGUCUUUCAACUCUUUUACUUUUCAAUAAAUAGGUUUCAAUAUUA